This is a messenger RNA of Loxodonta africana (African savanna elephant), 1209 nucleotides long. Its product is annotated as vomeronasal type-1 receptor 4-like. Gene Ontology annotation, cellular component: membrane. The record is from RefSeq and is a predicted model, not a curated record. The transcript has a single exon. Gene Ontology annotation, molecular function: pheromone receptor activity. The coding region runs from base 26 to 1018 and encodes 330 amino acids. Lineage: Eukaryota; Metazoa; Chordata; Mammalia; Proboscidea; Elephantidae. Gene Ontology annotation, biological process: G protein-coupled receptor signaling pathway.
UGGAGAAUAUUGGAUUUCAGUUGACAUGAUACAUGUGGCCCACAGCUCAUGUUCCCAUACAGGACUCUCUGACUCAGAAGACAAAUAUCAGUCGCUGAGAACCAUCAGAAUGGAUGUCAGGGAACUGGCAAUAGGAACUGCCUACUUAUCCCAGACUAUAGUUGGAACCCUGGGGAAUUUCUCUCUUCUUUAUCAUUAUACCAUCCUUUACUUCAUGGGGUGCAGGUUACGGCCCACAGAAUUGAUUCUCACACACCUAUUUGUAGCCAAUUCCAUGGUCCUUCUCUCUAGAGGAAUCCCCCAGACAAUGGUAUCUUUUGGGUGGAAAGGUUUUUUCAAUGAUUUUGCAUGCAAGCUUUUUACCUAUACUUCCAAAGUGGGCCGGGGUGUGUCGCUUGCCAGCACCUGCCUUCUAAGUAUCUUCCAGGCCACCACCAUCAGGCCCAGGAACUCCAGGUGGGCAGGGCUUAAGGGAAAAACUCCCAAGUACAUUGGCCCCUCUAUUUUCAUGUGCUGGAUAACACAAAUGCUGGUAAAUAUCAUUUUUCCUAUGUUUGUGAUUAGCAAAUGGAACAACACAAAUAUCACAUCCAGAAAAGAUUUCGGAUACUGUACUUCUGUUCGUCACGACAAAACCAGAGACUCCUUGUAUGCAGCAUUGUUAUUUGUCCCUGAUGUUGUAUGUUUGGGGUUCAUGACCUUGGCCAGCGGCUCCAUGGUUUUCACCCUCUACAGACACAAGAAGCAGGUCCGACACAUUCAUAGGAACACUGUCUCUUCCAGCUCCUCUCCUGAGUCCAGAGCUACCAAAACUAUCCUUCUCCUGGUGAGCACCUUUGUCUACUUUUACACCUUCUCCGCCAUCUUUCACUGUUAUUUGGCUCUUGCUGAUAAGCCCAAUUGGUGGCUGGUGAACACCUCUGCACUAAUCCAUGGAUGUUUCCCAACUGUCAGCCCCUUCCUUCUCACGAGCCGUGUCUCCAGUGUCUGCAGGCUGUGUUUUGCCUGGAGAAGAUAGACAAAACUGCCCACACCUUUCGGAGACAUGGGAACAGCAUGUUUUUGCGCAACGUUCAGUUGUUUACUCACUCAUCUUCCCGUCAUCAUUUGAUGCACAAUUAUGAAAGUGUUGCAUUGCAAGAGCUGACUUCUGCUCCCACAGAAAGAAUCAAAUGUAAUAGCAUUGGUAAAGGAAAUGUCACGUAAUGA